AAAUCACUACUACUUACUCAUUUCUACUUAACAUUCUAACGAUGGCAAACCAAAUCUACUUAUUCUCCUUGAUCUGCUUGUCUGUUUUACUUUGCCAAUCAUAUACGGUCUCAUCUUUCCAAAAAUCACUAGACCUAGCGAAACCAUGCAAGCGUUUCGUCCUCCACCUCCAUGACAUUGCGUACGAUGGUGAUAACGCGGCUAAUGCAACGUCAGCAGCAAUUGUGAAUCCUUUAGGACUAGGAGACUUCAGUUUUGGGAAGUUUGUGAUUAUGGACGACCCUGUGACAAUGGACCAGAACUAUCUCUCGAAACCCGUGGCUCGUGUUCAAGGCUUCUUCUGCUACCACGGUAAGGCAACAUACGACGCUUGGAUCGCUUGGACAGUGGUAUUCAACUCAACACAACACAAAGGGGCAUUCACCAUAAUGGGUGAAAAUCCGUUUAUGGAGCCGACUAGAGACCUACCGAUCGUUGGUGGGACUGGUGACUUCAUCAUGACUCGAGGGAUCGCUACGUUAACGACCGAUCACAUUGACGGCAGUAAGUAUUUCCGCGUCAAGCUUGAUAUUAAGCUCUACGAAUGUUACCAUUAGAGUUACUAAUACGUUAUACGUGCAUGUCUUGGGUUUGAUGUUUCUGAAUUGAUAUUUUGGGUUUGGUUCUUCUUUCUUAGCAUUUUAUUGCUUUUAUCUGUUCGUGGUUGAUGUUGUUCCAAGUUCCAAUAAAUGGUGUAUUGAAAACGAGCUCCUUUGUUCUGUAUACCAAGUUUUAAACCUACAUACACAUCUACUAAGCAACUAUCCUAUGUCGUAGACAAUAUGUCGAACUUUUACCCAAAAAAUAAAU
This is a messenger RNA of Arabidopsis thaliana (thale cress), 849 nucleotides long. RefSeq names its product Disease resistance-responsive (dirigent-like protein) family protein. NCBI's taxonomy places the organism in Eukaryota, Viridiplantae, Streptophyta, Magnoliopsida, Brassicales, Brassicaceae. The coding region runs from base 42 to 596 and encodes 184 amino acids. Gene Ontology annotation, cellular component: apoplast. The transcript has a single exon. The record is from RefSeq and is marked reviewed.